GCCCCAUCACGCACCUGACUGAGAUACCUGAGUGUAAAAGUCGCGCGCUGGAAUGUAUGUCUGGAGCUGCCACUGGAGGGGGAGGAGCCCAUUGACGAUGUCGAAGCUUUCUUCAGAGGUCUCAUACCGCUGGAGUCGUCUUUCACAGCCUACCAAGUCAGGAAUAUUGUUUGUCUAAUACAACGCGGAAUAAACCCUCCGCGUUGGACCAAGGAGGACAGAGGAGUAAUGAAAGAGGUGGAAAAGGGGAAUGAUGCUGGAGGAGGAGGAGGGAAGGACGGGACCAGAAAAUCAGAAAAAGAUCAGAGCUGGAUCCCCAAGAUCAUAAAGAAGAGAGUGUGCUCUGCGUUAAUAGAGGACUCCUUCAGCAAUGGGGCUCUUUGUCAGUGUGGAGGGGUGCGGGAGAUGCACAGCUCUGUUGCCACGGGGGAUUAUUUUGGGGCUGCCAUCGUGAGCCAGUGGGACAGCGCCCAGCAUUCCUCCGAGUACCCCACAGAUGCCUUCGGGGAGGUGGAGUUCGCCGGGGCGGGCAGAAGACACAGUCACUUCCUGCGACUAUCGUGCGACACGUCUCCACAGAUAAUCUACACACUGAUGACGGUUCACUGGGGCCUGCCCUCCCCCAACCUGGUGGUGUCGGUGGUGGGGGGAGAGGGCCGCGAGGCCAUGAAGCCCUGGGUCAGGGAGGUGCUCCGCAUGGGCCUGGUACGCGCUGCACAAAGCACAGGAGCGUGGAUUUUGACCGGUGGCCUGAGGGAGGGUGUUGGCCGUUGUCUUGGGGAGGCGGUGAGGGACCACCAGACUGCAGCCUCCUCGUUGUCCCAGAACAAGGUCAUUGCUGUGGGUGUGGCUCCCUGGGGGCUCGUACACAACCGCCAACAGCUGGUCAACGCACAGGGAAGCUUCCCCGCCCGCUAUUAUGUUCAGAACACGUCACGCGACUCUCGCUGCCUGGAUAACAACUACCAGGCCUUCCUCCUGGUGGAUGAUGGGAGUGUAGGCCGUAGAGGCGCCGAGGUGCGCUUCAGAGCCAACCUAGAGGACUACAUCUCCCACCAACGCACUGGCAUCUGGGGCAGUGGCAGCAUUGAGAUUCCAGUCUUGUGUAUGCUGAUAUCUGGGGAGGCCUCCAUGCUCGAGAGAGUAGAUCAGUCUCUGCGUAAGGCGACCCCGUGGCUGGUCCUGAAGGGGUCUGGGAUGGCGGCGGACCUGAUCUGUGAGCUGCUGGUGGAGCUGUCUGUGAUGCCCCAGAGCCCCACCUCGCCCGCCCCCGAUGGGGAGGGUCCGGGUCCGGGCCUGGAGCAGAGGGAGCGGGUCAGGGAGCGCAUACACAGGGCCUUCCCCAGCGAAGCAGACCUGGAGAAACUAGUGGAUCAGGCUCUGAGUAUUUUCCAGAAUAGAGACCUCAUCACAGUGUUCCAUGGUGGUCAGGAAGGGGCGGAUGACUUUGACACAGUGCUGCUGAAGGCCUUGGUCAGAGCGAGCAAGCGUGUGUCCAGUGAUGCCAGUGUGAACAUCGAGGAGCUGAAGCUGGCUGUGGCCUGGAACAGGGUGGACAUCGCCAAGAGUGAACUCUUCAAUGGCGACAUCCAGUGGCGGUAUGAGGACCUUGAGGACUCCAUGACGGACGCGCUGGUGAACGACAAGCCCCAGUUCGUGCGGCUCUUCACCGAGAACGGCCUCAACAUCCUGGACUACCUGACUAACCAGCGCCUGGAGAGCCUCUACAAGUCGGUGUGUGACAGCUCCCUGGUCUACGCCCUGCUGCAGCGCAAGCUGAACGAGAGGCAGGGCCUCACCAACCUCUCCCCGGCCUCCUCCACCCCUCCGGACGACUCCACCCCACUCAAGAGCCCCAUCAGCCCCCUCAAUGACCCCAGCUCGGCCAGGGAGCUCAGCCUCUACGAGGUGUCAAGAGUGUUGUGGGAUCUGCUGGGAGAUGUUUGUCAGCCAUUCUAUUACGGCCCCCUGGGCCUGGACCAUGGCACCAGCACCAGGAAAGCCCUGAAGCAAGUGACCAAGACGUUGCUGGGGGAGUGUUCCUAUAAGGAGCAGCGGUGCCUGUCCCCCUGGGCCUCCCUCUUCAUCUGGGCCGUCCUGCAGAACCGCAGCGAGAUGGCCAUCUACUUCUGGCAAAUGGCAGGAGAGUCAGUGCUUAGUGCUCUAAGUGGCUGUAAGAUGCUGAGGGAACUGUCUAAGAUGGAGACGGAGACCGAUUCCAAACUGGCCAUGAAGGAGCUCGCCCAGCGCUUUGAGGACCUGGCACAUGAUGUGUUCAGCGAGUGCUACAAGAGUAGUGAGAGUCGUACGUACAAGCUGCUGAUCCGCAAGUCUCCAGUGUGGGGAGGAGCCACGUGUCUGCAGAUGGCCACCGCCGCAGAGGCACGACUCUUCUUCAGCCACGACGGAGUACAGUCAUUGCUCACUCAGAUCUGGUGGGGAGACAUGGCGGGCUCCACAGAGGUGUGGAAACUGCUCCUCGGGUUCUUCUGUCCUCCCUUCAUCUACACCAACCUCAUCGACUUCAGGGAACAGGAGUCAGAAGACCAGAAGAUAGAGGAGGUGCUUCAGCGCAGAGACAGUUUGGACGGAGGUGACGCCACAGUUUACUCUCUUGCAGACAUCCUGCACACGAAUGAAGAUGCAGAAGAAUACAAUGCCUUGAGAGACAAAUCCAAAGAUCAUUCCCAGUCCAGCCAAAAGCUGCCCUUCGUAUUCCAUAGAUGGCGGCAGUUCUGGUUCGCUCCCGUCACCUCGUUCCUAGGCAACGUGCUGAUGUACUUCCUCUUCCUCUUCCUGUUCGCCUACAUCCUAUUGGUUGACUUCAAAGGGCCGCCCAAAGGCCCCACGCCGGCAGAGUUUGUUUUGUACUUCUGGGUGUUCACGUUGGUCUGUGAGGAGAUUCGUCAGUCCAUUGUUGAAGGGUCUACAACAAUACUUCAGAGGAUGAAUCUGUACAUCCAGGACAUUUGGAACAAGUGUGACUUAACUGCCAUCCUGAUGUUUUCCGUUGGCCUUGUGUGCAGAAUGUUCCCGUAUACGUAUCGGUUUGGACGUGCCGUGAUGUGCGUGGACUACAUGGUCUUCACCAUGAGGCUCAUCCACAUCUUUGCCAUCAACAAACAGCUGGGACCAAAGAUCAUCAUGGUUGGCAAAAUGGUGAAGGACGUCUUCUUCUUCCUGUUCUUCCUGGGGAUCUGGCUGAUGGCGUAUGGAGUAGCCAAUCAGGCGCUGAUAUACAACUUUGACUCCCGUCCUGAUUGGAUAUUUCGCCGGGUGUUCUACAGGCCAUAUCUCCACAUAUACGGACAAGUUCCACUGAAUGAACUGGACGCUGGCAAAUUCUCUGAGCCAGAUGUGAACUGCACGCUGGAUGAGACGGCGAUCGAGGGGGGCGCGGAGCCGUGCCGGCAGACGGACACCAACUGGCUGGUGCUGAUCCUGCUCUCCAUAUACCUGCUAGUCACCAACAUCCUGCUGGUCAACCUGCUCAUCGCCAUGUUCAGCUACACCUUCAGCAAGGUUCAGGAGCGCGGCGACACCCACUGGAAGUUCCAGCGCUACAAGCUGCUGGUGGAGUACCACUCGCGGCCCUGCCUGGCCCCGCCCUUCAUCAUCAUCUCCCACAUACACCUCCUCAUCAAGAGGAAGAUACGCCGCGUGCCCUCUGUCAAGAUGAGGCACUUUGUCCUGGAGAUCAGGGGCAGGAAGGCCAGCCAGCUGAACACGUGGGAGUCCAUUCAGAAGGAGAACCUGCUGUCCAUGCAGAGCAAGAUGCAGCGCCACAGCGACUCCGAGAGGCUGAAACGCACCUCCAGCAAGGUGGAUAGCGUGCUGAAGCAAAUGGUGGAGAUCCGAGACCACGACCGCAGGCUGAGAAUGCUGGAGUCAGAGCUGGAGUACUGCUCCAGCGUGCUCACUUGGAUGGCGGAUUCACUGUCCCAGAGUAACCUGAUAAAACCACCACGCCCUCCCCCCACACGAAGAGAUUCGUGCUUGAGCUCUGCAGCCUCCACCAGCAGCUGAUGAAGGCCGAGGAGGAGCAUGAUGUGUCCCCUAGAGCAGUGUUUCUCAACUGGUGGGUCGCGACCCAAAAGUGGGUCGCGGAGGGGUCAUGGGUGGGUCGCAGAGCCUUGGUGUAAAAAAAACGUAAUUCUAAAAAAAAAAAAAUCCAACUUUUCAUGCAACAAUUUACAACUUUUAUUUUGAUAGGCUAGUGAACUCCGUGUCAUCUGUUAUCAUAGAUACAAUCUGAAUGUUUAUGCCAGAUAGAUAGCGUGCAACCAGUCAUUCGAGUCUUGGUUACAUUUUGAGAAUUGCAUUGAAUUGACUUGAACGCUAAAAAAAUUGGGUCACGACCGAAUGAGAGUGGAAAAUGGUGGGUCCCAAGACUGUUCCAGUUGAGAACCACUGCCCUAGAGGGUGACGUUGGGGGCACUGCAAACAGACGGACCAACACAUACACAAGCCAACACACAAAGAAGAUUAGAGGGUUUUUUUUUUAACCGAGAGGUGUUUGCAAUGACCAAAAAAGACUUUGGGGUGUUUAUCUGUCAUUGAAUGAACCACUAUGACGGUUUCUUAUAGCUGACGACACCAAAGGUUCCAACAUUUCCCGCGUUGUUUUGUUUUGUUGGUUGGUUGGUGAAAGCACAGAGAACAUUUUUGCUCUAGUCUCCGUGCUACAAUAUUGGGCUUCGUAAGGAUGUGAAUGGCCAUUGCGCUGUGAGAAGAGGAUGCAUUAGUGUGGACCUUAUUUUAGACUCUCUGCCUUACGCCACCCUCCUCCUGGCCUGUAAACUCAGCCCACACCUCUUGCAUAUGAAGAGUUCCGUGCAAAACGUCGUAUCCACCAUUUUUGACUUUUGCGUUUUAUUAUUGGAAAUGACUAUUCAGAAGUCCUAUCAUCUAUGUGUGAAUUCUUGUCAUUCAAAUAUUUUGAGAACAUACUUUUUAAACCUAUAUAAAAUGCAUGCUGCAAUGCAAUGCAAUGGAAUGUCCAAUGCAAAAACCUCAAUUUGCCAAAUCGUUCCAAAAUGGAUAUAUGUCAUUUUGCAAUGAAGCUCUUCAUAUGUACAGUACAGUAUGCAUAUUACUGGUGUCUGCUCAAUGUAUUCCUAUGGGCUGCAAAUUUCAAGUGAGUAAAAAAUGACUGCAGUCGUGAAGCCACAGCUCCCGUCAAGUCAUUUGAGUUUUGGCGGCAGAUGUAUUGUGGAGAAGAGAUGCGCUACAGUGUGUCUCAUACAGCGUUUCAUGUUUGAAGUACCGACAUAUACGUUACUAAAUCAGGGUAUGAUGACGCUUUCACCUCAUUCUACUGUCAAUCAACUUGCACAUUGUUUUUUUAUACUGAAAAACUGUUGAAUUGAACAAAUGUUCUGGUUUUUUUAUUCCUUAAAGAGUGUUUAUUACAAAACAGCUUACAGUUAUGCCAUGUGCGUUAUAUUGAAUAUACAGCGUACAGCAUUUCAGCUGCAUGCUAUGGGGUCAUUAUUUUUUUAAAGAUAUGCCAUUCUGUCUAAGAGACAUCGGACUAUAUUCGUGUUUGUUAUGGAGAGAAGGUUAGAAUAUGCCAUGUAGUACAACAAUGUACAUUUAUAUGUGUAAGCUGCUUUGCCAAUAAACUCUUAUAUUUUGA
This is a messenger RNA of Engraulis encrasicolus (European anchovy), 5638 nucleotides long. RefSeq names its product transient receptor potential cation channel, subfamily M, member 4a (gene trpm4a). Lineage: Eukaryota; Metazoa; Chordata; Actinopteri; Clupeiformes; Engraulidae. Gene Ontology annotation, biological process: calcium ion transmembrane transport. Bases 229 to 4026 code for a protein of 1265 amino acids. Gene Ontology annotation, cellular component: plasma membrane. The record is from RefSeq and is a predicted model, not a curated record. Gene Ontology annotation, molecular function: calcium-activated cation channel activity; ligand-gated calcium channel activity. The transcript is spliced from 28 exons.